Coregonus clupeaformis (lake whitefish) is the source of this 4539-nucleotide messenger RNA. It is a transcript of the gene rftn1a, whose product is annotated as raftlin, lipid raft linker 1a. Lineage: Eukaryota; Metazoa; Chordata; Actinopteri; Salmoniformes; Salmonidae. The coding region runs from base 314 to 2614 and encodes 766 amino acids. The record is from RefSeq and is a predicted model, not a curated record. The transcript is spliced from 10 exons.
ACGCGCAUCUGGCUGCCCGAGAGAUACAGUACCGUACAGUUGUCAAGAGGGAGGAUUCGGGCUUUCCCGUUACCGGAGCAGUAUGACCUUAACGGCUGUUUGUGGCUCGUCAACCGGGGUGAUUACGCAGAGGACAGGGGAUUGACAGACAGGCGCUCAGGAAAACAUCCCGAAGACACUUUUACCACAGAAAGUUGGGGUUGUUUGUGUGUCGGUAACGGUGUGAACACACGAGCUCAUUGCUUGCCCAUGCGUCCUGACUGUCGAGAGACUUCUCUGCGCGUGAUUCCAAACGCCCUCUCCCUGCAGGGUCAUGGGCUGCAGGCUUCCUAAGCUGCGGAGGGCGGGGGAGGAGAGGAGUCCCGGGAAGAUUUUCUCCACCCUCCGACGGCCGCAGGUGGAGACCAAGGUGGGCGUGUCCUACACCUACCACUUCCUGGACUUCCUGCUGGGGAAGGAAGAGGUGUCUGUGUCGUCAGUGCUGUGUCUGUCGUCAGUGAGAGAGUUACCAGUCCAGGUGAGGGAGCUGUACGGUCAGGGCUUUGUCCUGGUGGCUGUCCAUCCCUUCGUCCACCCCUGUGGCCCCAGGCCCGCACGCAUCCAACGCCAGCUACACAGAGCCAUCCUCAUCAGAGAGACACACAGUUCAGAGAAGACCCAGCUGAAGUGGGCGGGCCGUCGCCUGGAGACAGACGUGUGUGUGGCGGGUCAACAGGCCCCCGACCCGGAUGUCAUCCAGAACUACGUGAAGAAGAUCCAGGAUGCGGCGGAGCAGGGUGUGCUGUUUGUGGGCUUCCUGCAGCAGCCUGGUGGGGGACCCUGUUUCCUGGGGCACAUGGACCCUGAAGACCUGUCCUCCCUGCACUCCAGCCCCUCCCCCAUACACAGACACCCUGCCAGUACCACAGCCCGCUGCUCAGAACCCACUAUAACAGAACUCAGCCCUACAGACUCUACGGAACCCCACCAGAACCUCCUAGAACCAGAACACGACCGGAACACAGAACUGAAAACACCAGAAUACAAGUCGGUAGAACUCAGAACAAUUGAACAGAACCCUACAGAUACCAGUCAGGUGGAGCUGGACUUGAGCUCAACAGAACUGGUAGAAAACACACAGGUCUCUACUUCAGUUGAGUCAACAGACAGAGAACACAUCCACAGUCCAGUCAGAAUACCCUCAAUAGAGGACCAACCAAACCACUGUCCAAUAGAACCAGCAGAACCACCAGAGAGACUGCAGAGUCCCAGCCCAAUAGAUCCAGCCUGUGACCAACAGAAUCACAACCACGUCCCAACUGAACUCCGUGGCGACCAGGAUCAACUACAGUCCUGCAACCCAAUAGAGACCACAUGUAUAGAGAGACAACAGAAUGAAAGCCAAGCAGACUUCAUCAGGACUCUACUACCAAACUUCAGCCCGGCAGAGUUAACACAUGGACUUGGUGGUCCAGACGCAGACAGACAGUGCCAGGGAGACAUAAAGAGUCCAAUCCCUCAGACACAGAACCAGAGAUGGAUACCGGAACAGUUCUACAGCACAGACGACCUGGUCCGGUCACCAGAACUAGACAACGCCGACCGCGGGUCGGAGUCCGGGGCUGAGAGGGGGUGCAACCGUGGAAACGGGGGUACGGACGGUGACCUGGAUGAGCAUCAGAGGAGCAGCAGAGUCCCGACCCACAACAACAACAAUCACAUCCGGGUCAAGAGUCCAGACAGAGAUAAGAGGGCUGUGGGGUCUCCACCAGCACAGAGCAGGGUGCAGCUGUUUGCCCUCUACAACCACACGGGGGAGCUGUCCAGCUCUCUGAGGUUCUACUCCCUCAGGGUUCCGCUGGGGCUGCAGAGAGAGGCAGGGUUAGUGACAGAGGUCGAUGCCCACUGGCUAGAUCACAUGACCCAGCAUUUCACCAGUGGAGCUCGCCUCAUCGACGGUUUCUUUCACCUUGGAGACGACAAUGACAGCGGGGUCUCCUCCGUGGACAGUGUGUUCAUCUUUCAGAGCUCCUCAGAAGAAACUCCACCCAUUUCAUACGACGCCAUUGUGGUGGAGCAGUGGACCAUUGUUGAUGGUGUAGUGGUAAAGACUGACUACAUCCCCUUGCUCCAGUCUCUGGCUCCCUAUGGCUGGAGGCUGAUGUGUGUUCUGCCUACUCCCAUCGUUAAGACCAACAGUGAUGGCAGCUUGUCCACAAAGCAGAUCCUCUUCCUCCAGAGACCUGCCCUGCAACGCAAAAGGAAAGACUUCAAGAAGUUGAACCUCAGGGGUCUGAACAAGGCGAAGAAAAACUCUGCCGGAGAAAUGCUGAAAGAGGAGAGAAAGAACACGUCCCCAGUGAUGGAGAGAGGGAUGGAUGGACAGAAGAGGAACACGGAAGAGGAGGAGAGAGAGUGUGAGACAGAAUAUCAAGAAGACUUCCCCCAGGGUACAGAGGAUGGGGCCACAGACCUCAACCAGGAAGUAGAGCAGGAGAAUGGCAAAGUCCCAUUGGCCAGACAGGAGAAGGCUGUUAGGUUUGCAGAUGUCAAUCAGAAGAAUGAUGAAGUGAAGUCAGAGGAGAAGAUCACACAGCAGCUGAGUGAAAGAGCGCUGUUUUCUGGAGUAUGUUAAUUAAGAACUGACAGAUAGAAUCAGGGCCCGUGGUCAAUAAAGCAUCUCAGAGUAGGAGUGCUGGAGUGUAUUCAUUAUGGCGAUUCUGUUGCAAAACAUUUCAUCUGUUGCAAAACGUUUUGCAAACAGAAACUGUUUACUCCGAACGGAAAACGUUUUGCAAUGGAAACUAUCGUUUCUAUUGGACGAAUUCAGGUAGGUCCCUCCCUGUUUCGUUCCAUUUGCUCUGUUUGCUUCCGUUUGGUUCUUAAACGGUAAAUGGUUUCCGUUAAAGGACGUAAUGAAUGCCCCCAUGAUCUAGGUUCAGUUUUAUCUCCUAAAGCAUAAUGAAUAAGCAGGGAUAACUGAUCCUAGAUCAGCACUCCUACUGUGAGACACUUUGUGAAUACAAGCCCCGACCUGGCUUCAAAUAGUAUUUAUAAGAUUGCUUGUAUGGUGCCUUGCCUGGAUGGAACCAAUGGAAUAUUCCCAAAAGUGCAAACCCAGCCCACAUGACACUCUAGGCAGGCUCAUGCAAGUUGUAAGAUUUCUAACUAUUUUGUCCCAGUACUGGAAGUACUAAAUAAACAGAAUGACAGAAGAUGAAGAACUAUGUGGAUAUUCUAAGAACUAGUAGCUCAUCGACGGAAACCAAGGCUCUUACCAGAAUGGUGAUUUAGUUCAAAGCCUUUAUAUUCCUGCUAUUGUCAUAUAUAGAUUUCUAUAUGGAUCUGUGUAUAUUCAUAUGGGCUGCUGCCAACAUGUAACGGCUUCAAUCAGCCUUCAAGGCACACAUUUCACCUUUUGACCUCUGUUGCCUCAGAUGUUGUCAUGUGGAGUAGGGUGAAGUUGCCCGUAGACGCUGAUCCUGGGUAAAUUUAACAUUUCCUCCACCAAUGGUAAAGGUUAGGAUUGGGGCAGGGGAAGCUGAUCCUAGAUCUGUACCGAUGGCAAACUUCACCCCAGAGUGUUGUAAUGGAUUAGCUUAUUAGGCAUUAAUAUAUGGAGGUGCAUUUGUACAGUUGUUAUGCAUCUGCUUUGGGCCAGUGUCAUUGGUUCAUGUAGUGGCCAAUGAGAAUGUGCACAUGAUGUAGGUCAGGGUUUAGAGGUAAGAGCCUUAAUUGCCAUGGUAACAUAAAUGUUUUCCCCUACCUAUGGAUCACUGUUUAUAGAUCUAUAUGUAUCAAAGAAUACUGUACAUUUAAGUAGAUACUCUACUUCUCUAUUUAACCCAUUAUAGUCAAGGUCUAUGGCCCUGAGUGAAUACUUAAUCUACAUAUCAUGAUUGGAUAGGUGUCAUGGUUCCACUGCAUAGCUUUCACCUACCAUGUUAUGUCAGGUCAGUGAUUAUACUUUAUGGAAGGGAUUUAUGGAGUACAUUUUAGGAAUAUUUGUACGGCGCCAUAGUCCUCUUCCUGCUCUGGAAGUGUGUUGUGUGAGUGGUGUGGUAUGCAAGUCUUUGGUAGUGUCCUAAAUGGUAACGUAUUCCCAUUCAGCUCUGGUCAAAAGCAGUACACUAUGUAGGGAAUAGGGUGCCAUUUGGGACGUAGCCUCCUAUUACAGACAAACAGGAGGAAUAAACAGUUCACAAAACAAUAUGUGGAUUCCAUUUUCUUUUAUUUCAACCUGCAUUCAAAUUAUACUGAUGUCUGUGUAAUCUCCUCAGUCUCCCUACAUCUGAGGAGCAAAAACUCCGAAAAAUAUGUUAAAAUCAUCACAGCAACCCCCACAGAGAAACGAAAACCAGAAACCAUCUGAGGGAGACGUCAUGCUAUGGACCAAUCAGGCACCACCUGGAGGUUCCAUUACAGUGCACCAUGGGAGAUCCCCUCUGCCCCUGUACGCAAACUCAUUUGAGUAUGUGAGACGUGUGUAAUAGUCCCCUGUAGCUCAGUUGGUAGAGCAUGGCGCUUGCAACGCCAGGGUUGUGGGUUCGUUUCCCAAGG